AUGCCUGGCCCGGUCGUCACUGCCUGCUGGCGACGUCAUCGGGCCCCGGUCACCGUCGUGACUGCAUCGCCGUCGUCGCCUGCCGCCCGGCCCACCUCGUCCUGCCCGGUCCUGCUGCCCGCCGGACCCGCCAACAUGGAUCCCGCCCACACGAGUUCCGCGAGCGGUCAUCGUCCCAGGCGUUGCCAUGCUCUUGCCCCUUCUGACUCCCCGGCACCACCCCCUCCUCAGCAACCUCGGUCAGGGACUCCGGAUUCCCCUGCGCGGGCACUUCAUCGCUUACGUCCACUGCGUCGCCCUCAUCUGGACCGGCUGGUUCCGAGCGCCGGCGUCUUCACGCCCUGCCGUCCCGGUGCAACCACGCCAGUCGAUCCUGCACGGCGACGUUCUUUGGGUGUACCUCCCGGCCCCGGCGGAGCUGCAGUGUCCGAAUUCGAGCACGGCGUUCGUGUAAACGAUCGAGUCCGCGUGUGCUUGGUGUGCGACUCGCCGCUGAGGUCCCGGCCUUCCUACCACCACUGUCUGGCCACUACCGCGCUGCCGCCUUCGACGGAGGCGCCUCAGCGUCGCUGUGCGACGCAACUUUUACGUCUGCGCGUGACCUGGCCAAUCAUCUGCAAUGCCACGACGACCAGGCUGGGCCCCCCGGCACCGCUUGUGUCCUGGCGUGUGCGCCACGUCAGCAGCUCAACCACCACUUCUUUGUCCUCCUCGGUUUCCCCGCCGCCUGCAGUGUCCCGCGCUUCGCGACGCCUCAGAGGCCUAGCGCCUUCUGACGACGCACAUUUGGUACGGCCCUCGUCGUCUCCGGCCGCUGGGUCGGGGGCCUCUUCGCCCGCGUUGAUCGGCGAACCACCUGCCUUCGUGUACGUGUUUCCCAGCGGUUAG
This is a messenger RNA of Rhipicephalus microplus (southern cattle tick), 888 nucleotides long. RefSeq names its product lysine-rich arabinogalactan protein 19-like. Lineage: Eukaryota; Metazoa; Arthropoda; Arachnida; Ixodida; Ixodidae. The record is from RefSeq and is a predicted model, not a curated record.